Messenger RNA from Cyprinodon tularosa, 4311 nucleotides. RefSeq names its product apoptosis inducing factor mitochondria associated 4 (gene aifm4). The coding region runs from base 42 to 1772 and encodes 576 amino acids. Gene Ontology annotation, cellular component: cytoplasm. The transcript has 19 exons. Gene Ontology annotation, molecular function: oxidoreductase activity, acting on NAD(P)H; 2 iron, 2 sulfur cluster binding; flavin adenine dinucleotide binding. The record is from RefSeq and is a predicted model, not a curated record. NCBI's taxonomy places the organism in Eukaryota, Metazoa, Chordata, Actinopteri, Cyprinodontiformes, Cyprinodontidae.
GGAGCUAACGGGUUAUGAUCUGCUGAUAUACGCUGAGCGUCAUGCGGGCUGUUCCCCUGUUUCUGUGCGGUAACACAUUCUAUAGGCGAACAGGAAGCCAGUUUGUUGGAGCGGCUGCUGCAUCUGUGUCCGCUGACCGGCGAAACAACACAGGAAUAAAUAUGCACCAAGGAGUAGGGCAAAGGGAAGAGCAGGAGGAGGUGACCGGACUGGUUUGUCAGGAGACUGAUCUCCAUGAUGGACAAAUGAAGGAGGUAACCGUGGAGGACCAGAAGGUGCUGUUGGUCCGUACCAAGGGUCAGUACAGUGCAGUUGGGAGCAGGUGCUCCCAUUAUAAUGCCCCUCUCAUUAAAGGAACACUGGUUGGAGAGAGGGUGAGGUGUCCUUUUCAUGGAGCCUGCUUCAAUGUGAGAACUGGAGACAUCGAAGAGUAUCCAGGCCUGGACUCUUUACCAACCUACAAGGUCAACGUCAAAGAUGGGAAUGUUUACGUGUCUAUUAAUAAGAAGUCCUUGAAGUUGACCAAACGGGUGAGGGAGAUGUGCACGGUCCAAUCUGAUGUCAAACACACCAUCCUGUUGGUAGGAGGAGGCCCUGCGUCGCUUGUUUGUGCCGAGACUCUUCGUCAGAACUGCUACCAGGGUCGCAUCGUCAUCAUAACCAAAGACAGCCUGCCUCCGUUUGACAAACCCAAACUGAGCAAAGCUAUGAAUGUGGAGAGCAGCAAUAUCCUCCUGCGGCAAGAUGACUUCUAUCAGCAAUAUGGAAUAGAAAUGUGGAUCGGGAAAGAGGUCGUCUCUGUGAAUCCGACUAAGAAAUCAGUGAUGAUGAGUAAUGGCAGCUCGGUGCUUUACGAUCAACUCCUCAUCUCAACAGGCUGCAGAGCUCGCUCUCUCAGCUGUCCUGGAUCAGAUUUAAAGGGAGUGCAUCUGCUGCAGUGCUAUGACAACGCUAAAGAGAUUCACGCUUCGUCGGUCGGCAAGAGAGCUGUUGUAAUUGGAGCAUCCUUCAUAGGUAUGGAGGCAGCUUCGUACCUGUCGGACAAAGCUGCGAGCGUGGCCCUGGUGGGCCCCACCGAGUUCCCGUUUGAGAAAUCUCUAGGGCCAGAGAUCGGCAAGAUGACCAAGAAGAUGUUGGAGGAAGCCAAUGUAAAGUUCUUCAUGAACAACAAAGUAAAAGAGAUCAGAGGGGAGAACGGAAAGGUGAAGGAGGUGGUGCUGAAUGACGGUACUGUCCUGGAAGCUGAUGUGGUGAUAGCAGGAAUAGGUGUUGUUCCUAAUACAGACUUCCUAGAAGGAAGUGACGUGGCAGUGGAUUCGAGAAAAGCAGUUAUUGUGGAUAAGUUCAUGAGGACCAAUGUACCAGACAUUUUCAGUGCCGGGGACGUCACCUCCUUCCCUCUGACCAUUCGCAGAGACCAGUCGGUCAAUAUCGCUCACUGGCAGAUGGCCCACGCUCACGGAAGAGUAGCAGCUCUGAACAUGCUGAAUAAACCAACCACAAUAGAGUCCAUUCCUUUCUUCUGGUCUGUGUUGGGUGGAAAGAGCAUCAGAUACGCAGGUUACGGAGAAGGCUACACAGAGAUCAUAUUUAAAGGCAAAGUGGAAGAACGGAAAUUUCUGGCCUUCUACAUAAAGGACGAGGUGGUGGUAGCGGCUUCUAGCCUGAUGUUUGAUCCCGCUGUGGCUCAUGUUGCAGAGCUGAUGGCUAAAGGCACAGUCAUAACAAAGGCACAGGCUCAAUCUGAAGACCUGAGCUGGCUGCAGAUGUAACCGGGAUCCAUCAGGAGUAGAAAGAAGUCGUCCCAUUCAGUGCCUACCUCCAUCGAUACAUUCAUUGCCUCACAUACUGCAGCAAACUCAUUUGACUGCCCUUCUUUUCUUACUUAAUGGUGCUGUUGCCAUAGCAGCAAAUACAGCUUUACUACAAAUUAUUUAAUUUCCCUGUAACCAUUAUACUGGAGCGAGUGUUUGUUUUCACUGCUAAACUGUACAAUGUUUCUGCUGCACUCAUUAUAGGCUCAUUGAGGGGCUUUCAUUGUGAUCCUAAUUUAAUCAACAUUUGUUUAAAUAGAGUAAUGGGGUAGCAGAAGGAAAAGGAUAGCGCUGUCUGUUUUGUUUUUCUGUUAAUUGUUUGGUGUUGGUUAUCUUAAAAGUAAAACAAAUGUCGUAAAACGUAUUUAUUUUGAGUGCUGUAUGUUAUGGCAACUGAAAGCAUAUUGGCGAUUCAAGUUUUUGAAUUAUUAUGUUCUGUAAGUGUGUCUCCAGUAAAUAUUUUAUGUCUUUCUGUCUUUAAAAUACAGCAUCCUACAGUUAUUUUUUUUUCCGGAGACCCUUUCAACUGUUGUUCAUAUAGCAGACUUAUUCUGUGCACCAAUUCCUUCAUUUUUGAGCAGCAUAAGCCAGAAGUUUGCCUAUUGUAUGCAGGCCAGCUGACAGCCUCGGCUUGGCGCAGAAAAAAUUUAUAGGGUUUAGGCCCUAUCAUAUUUUUGAUUAAGUAUUUGUUAAAGUCAAGCCUAAAAAUACACAUUUUUAAGUACACUUUUCUGGUAAGAAGAUAAACGUUGAUUUGUCAAGAUAGUAAAGAAAAUGAAGAUGACAAUACAGUAAAAACAAGCAUUUAAUGGCUAAUAACUUAAAAUGUAGAAAUAUUUAUAAAUUGGGGGAAAAAAUUAUUUAAUAAAUACAUAAGUAAAAUUUUCACAUUUAAAAAUAGAAACCUUAACACUUUUUAAAGUGUGAAAUAUGUGGAACUUUUUGCUUUCCAUACAUGCUGCAUUCACAGUUUAUCUUUUUUAUAGACUUCUUGUGUGACAUGUUUAGAUUUGAGCACCAAAGGUUAUGGUCAAAAUCUCUCCUAAGCAGUAUAUGCAGAGUAGCAGGAUUGUCUAUUUAUUACAUGUGAGAGUCAUACAAGUCGCAUUAUCAUUGUAAUGUUUUCCAAUUGUUUUAUGAAAAACAAAAGCUUUUCCAAUCAUAGGUACAAAACUAUAAGGGCCGGAUCUUAAAGGCUGCAGCUAAAGAUUACUCUACUUAUCGAUUAAUCUAUCACUUAUAUUUUUUCUGACUAAUAAUCCGAUAGCAAACUGUGCUUAAUAGAAGAUAUUUUUACAGAAUUUGAUCCAGUUAAAGCUGAAACUUUGACAGCUAAAGAGUCCUAGAUGGAGCAGAUUUGCUGACAAAGGUCUUUCAUCCUAAAUGCAAAUUGUCUUUUUUAGCAGAUGGCAUAUUUUAGAUUUAGUAUAUCCAACCUCUCAGUUAACUUCUAUUUUAAUUAUUGACCAUUAAAACUUUAUUACGAUGUACUUUAAGUGGUCAGCAUUUCUGGAAAUGUAGCGUAUAAAUUCAGUCUAUCUACCAUUUAAAGGCAUCUUAACUAGUUGCAAAAAAUUACAUAUUUUGCACUAUAACUGAGCUUGAAUCUUUUGACUGCUCUGCUCGGCAGCAUUGGUAGAGUUAAUUUAUAAUUUGUAUUCCACGAGCAAGACCUUUGCCCAAUUGUCACUGAACCUAAAGUCAGGGCCACUCCUUAAGCUUAAUGGAACCUGCUUUAUACGCAAAGAAAUUGCAGAUCUAUGUUUUGGAUGUUUGUUUUUUUUGGAAAAUCCAAAUAUGUCCACAUUUCAGCCAUAUGACCCAAACAGCCCCCCAGAGAUGAGGGGAAAUUGCAUAGUAUGUUGUUCAAUAGGCUGCAGGUUUUACUCUAAAGGGAGGUUAGUAUCAAUGGACUGAGAUUAGCUGUCCGAGAAAUAGUAUGUCUCGAGGAGCCAAGGUGACAAUACCAAACCUAAGAACAGCUAACGUUGUCAAGUAUGUUGCUGGCAGCAUCAUGCUGUGGGUCUUUCUCUCCAACAGUUGUAUUCAUACAUCGAAAAAAGGAAAAAUAGGAAACGUUUAAUAAGGACAUAGUUGUUUUUAGUUGAAUAAUCCAAAAUUAAAAACAGGUUGAAUGGACAGUCGGCUGAUAUUAGGCCUGUUGUUUGAGCCAUGCUGAACCCUAAACAGAAGAAUAUCCACGUUUUUACCAGAAAACCAAUCAAUGUAAAAAUAAAAUACCAAUUUAUAUUUGAAGAGAGUUCAGCCGUUCUGCUAGAUAUCUAUAAAAAGCUUGUUGAAAGCUGCUAAACAUAAUUCCACUUCAACUCCAAAUGCUACAAAUCCAUAUAAAUAUUUCAGCCUGUAUAAAUAUUAAUCUGACACAUGUGGAUUAAAGAACAUCUGUAAUGAAUUCCAACCAGACAUUACAGUCAUGCUCAUGGUGAAUAUUUGAAAAAGUAUUUAAAAUAAAUAAAACUAAAACACUUCAAUAUUC